GCCAGAUCCCCAACAAACCCCGCUUCUGCAUUAGCCCUCGUCAGCUUGUAGCUUCUCGUAGCAUUCACUACCUAUCGCGAAAACGUUUUGUUUUAUCGUGGCUUAGCUUGCUUAUCGAAUUUGUUUGGCUCUUCGGCUACCUUUGAGCCUGAUUUGCCUUCCAAUCGCCGUUCGCAAGCGACCAACCUAGCGCUGCCCCGGCUCCUGCCCCACGAGUACCAUUGUCGUCUUAGAAGAUGCUUUUCCUUCGCGACGACGGAUCUUCUGCGCCAAUCAGGCCUACAAUUGACCUCCAAAACGUCCGGAACUGGCGUAGAGCUUGUCGCGAGACACACGGCGCUUGUUGCAAUGACGACUACGCGAGGGCCUUGGCACAGCACAUUGAUGAACUCAUACUGGUUGAUGUGACCAAAGGCUCGCUUGCAAUCAUAUCCACCUCAGCACCGAUCAACUACGUUGCCCUUUCGUACGUUUGGGGUAACGCGCCGAUGUUCAAGACAACAAGAUCAAAUUUCGAAGUCUUGUUGCGUCCAGGAGCUCUCUAUGACAAAGGCAGCGGGAUAGUCCUUCCUGACACAGUUCGAGAUGCUAUUCACCUGGUCAAAGCCCUUGGUGAGCGGUAUCUAUGGGUGGAUUGUCUGUCUGUCAUUCAAGAUGCAGAUUUAGACACGAUCAACAUCACUUUGCGGGCUAUGGCUCGUAUAUACGCAAGUGCCGAACUCACCAUCGUUGCAGCCGGUGGUGAAGACGCAAGCUACGGUCUGAGGGGUAUUGGGGGUCCCUCGAUGGAUCGAGGUCCUAGCGUCUGUUCGUAUUCUCAUCUAUGGGAUGCUUAUCCAGAAGAUACGAAAUGGGCGACUAGGGGCUGGACAUUCCAAGAAUCUCUGUUCUCACGCCGUCUCCUCAUUUUCAAAGAUACUGUGUCGUGGAUAUGUGGGCGCUGUGAGUGGAGAGAGGGAGUUGACGAGCUCACAUCAGCGAAGGACAGCCACGAUCCCCAAGAUACCACGCCUUUGAGGAUGCGAGACACUACAUGGCCAGCAGAGCGCCCGCAUCUCGGCGUCCCAAUGGGCAUGAUGUCUUUGAUCCCUAUUAUGCCAUCUCUCGGUCGGUGGGGAAUGCUUGUGGAAAACUUUUCUUCUCGAAAUCUAACCUACGAGAAAGACGCCCCAGCAGCAUUCGCAGGCGCUACUGAGGUCAUGGACACUACUUUCCCUGACGGUCUACUUCAUGGCAUGCCGAAGUUCUUCUUUGACAUCGCAUUGCUCUGGCUACCUAAGGAGUCUGUAUGGAGACGCGAGGGCGAACCUAGUUGGUCGUGGACGGGCUGGAGGAACGGAACAAUAGACUGCCUAUCUGCUUGGUAUCCUUUUUACGCCAGUAUCUUUCGCGAUACCGGCCAUGCAUCAGAGUGGGCCUCCAUUGCGACCUUGAGACCUGUGGCAGAGUAUCGGAUAGCGAACGCGGUAGACGGAACCCAUUCGAAGUUCAAUGGUUUCUACCGAUAUCAAGCUUUUCGGGAAAAGCCUACGGAUGUGCUCCCUAAGGGAUGGAGUCGGCAUUACCACCCGGACGGCGACUACUUUACGAAUACUGCUUCUCCACAAAGCAAUAGAUAUCCGUACCCACUACCUACCAUAGAUUCGGCUGAGCGAAGGUUACACGCUCCACCUUGCCCCGUUCUUCGCUGCCUCGCUCCGUGCGCACGCCUGGCUUUUGGGCAUGUGGUAAUUUGCAACAACACGCACCGUAAGCUGAUGAGUCUGUGCAAUGAAAAGGAGAUGGUCGGUAAUCUUGCCUUAAUGUGCGAUGCUAUCAACCAUCAGCCUCAAUAUGGCAGUGUUUGUGAACUUGUCGCUAUCUCAGAAGCCGAGACCUCUCGACCAGUACGCGUGGCCAAACGUGGAUGGCCGGUCAUGUCUUUCGAGAAGAAUCAGGAGCUCCUUCACUGGAUGGUUGAGAAGGAUGAUUACCGGAAAGCAUCUUUCUACAAUGUCAUGUGGAUUGAAUGGGUUGGAAAUCUCGCAGAGAGACGAGGAAUAGGUGUCGUGCUGAAAGAUUCUUGGGACGCACUACGACCCGAGACCAAAGAAUUCAAUCUGGGUUGACUCACAUUAUGACAACAAAUGGGCACUUCAUUGACGGAAGAAUUGAACACCCUGCGGCCUACAUUGACGUUAGCUCGCCCACUUUGCAUGUUUCCAUGUUAAUGUAGGCUGUAGACCUGUUUAGCUUUUUCCUUAUCUAAGGUGCAUGUGCUUAUGUAGCUAGCUACUCUUUUAAGGCCAACUUCUCUCAAUCCAUCGAAGAGAUCAUACGCCACUUCUUCACUCCAUC
Messenger RNA from Alternaria rosae, 2337 nucleotides. RefSeq names its product heterokaryon incompatibility protein-domain-containing protein. The coding region runs from base 237 to 2108 and encodes 623 amino acids. Lineage: Eukaryota; Fungi; Ascomycota; Dothideomycetes; Pleosporales; Pleosporaceae. The transcript has a single exon. The record is from RefSeq and is a predicted model, not a curated record.